CACGCAUUUGCCAUGGUUAUCGAGCUCUUCACACCCAGCUCCAGUGGUACGAUCACCUUGGCCUCUACUGACCCACUGGAGAAUCCAGUCAUCGACCGCAACUUUCUCUCAGACCCAGAACGUCCAAGUUCUCAGUGAAGGCUGCAGACCGAGUAACGAAAUAGCACUGAAUGGAGCCGGGACAAAGUAA
This is a messenger RNA of Exophiala aquamarina CBS 119918, 190 nucleotides long. RefSeq lists its product as uncharacterized. The transcript has a single exon. The annotation marks the transcript as partial. The record is from RefSeq and is a predicted model, not a curated record. NCBI's taxonomy places the organism in Eukaryota, Fungi, Ascomycota, Eurotiomycetes, Chaetothyriales, Herpotrichiellaceae.